This is a messenger RNA of Culex pipiens pallens (northern house mosquito), 10403 nucleotides long. RefSeq names its product gamma-aminobutyric acid receptor subunit beta (gene Rdl). NCBI's taxonomy places the organism in Eukaryota, Metazoa, Arthropoda, Insecta, Diptera, Culicidae. The record is from RefSeq and is a predicted model, not a curated record. Gene Ontology annotation, cellular component: membrane; synapse; neuron projection. Bases 1170 to 2849 code for a protein of 559 amino acids. The transcript has 10 exons. Gene Ontology annotation, molecular function: neurotransmitter receptor activity; GABA-A receptor activity; extracellular ligand-gated monoatomic ion channel activity. Gene Ontology annotation, biological process: chloride transmembrane transport; chemical synaptic transmission; regulation of membrane potential.
AAAAGCUUCCGCUCUCUCGGCGCGGGAGCGAGCUUUUAUGCAAUGAGAGCAGGAGAACGAGUUUUCCGCGAGUGUGUAGUUUUUUGUGUGUCCCACCCAAAAUAUUCUAGUCUGAGAUAGAAAUCCAGCCAGAUAUGGCUGUUGUUUUCGUUCGCGAAAUGAAAUUACAUAAAAUUUGGGACGGUUUGCGGUGCAGGACCAGCAGUGAAGCGAAAGUGCGCCGGAAUCGCAGCUAGAGCUGUCCCCGUUAAGGGGCGGACGGGACCAUCCGACGGGUUCCGGAAUCUACGCAGCCCAGGACUGACUGAGGUGUAGGACCCUGGACUUGCCGUUUUUUUUUUCUUCGGCUGAAGACUUGUGAAUUUGUGUUCCAGUGCUUGUGUUCGUGUGUGUGCAUGUGUGCUUAAAGGAUACCAGGAGAAAAUGUAUUCGGCAAGCAGAAGCAGAAGUAGUAGCAGCAGCGUAGGACGAUUCGGUGCCAUCAAUAUACUAGCAAUGCGAAAAUUUGCUCGGUGAAAUGAACAACUUGCCGACGAAGAAGAAGAAAUUGGGGUGACCAACACACACAGCAGCAGCAGCAGCAGUCGACGAGAGUGUGCGCGAGAGCGAGCUCAGUGUGCAAGCAAACGAAACGAAACGAAACGGGGAGCAGAAAAAAAAACCUCCCGAGUAGAAGAAGGCCGUAGAAGAAACACCGAAACAGGAGGUCGCCCAAGAAGAAGUGACGCAGCAGAAGACGGCGAAGCGAAGAAGGAAGAGAAGAAGGAGGAAAAAAAGUGCUCUUUAAGUCGGGUGUGCGUGUGUGCGAGGAGAAAGGGAAAACGGAGGCUAGGCGCCGACAACAAGAACAACACGAGAGAGUGCGUGAGUGCGUGCGAGUGCGUGAGGUAUGAGAUGAGAGGAGCAGCAGCGAUGAGCACUUAAAUUAGCAACGGCAACAUCCAGCUUUUACCUCACAAUUUUCCAACAAAACAACAACAACAACAGAAACCAACAACGCGGAAGUCGUCGUCCAGAACGAGGGGGGAAACACCCGAGAAUUGAAGUAACCUAAGCACUCUCGCGCGCGCAUACAACCAACCAAACCGCAAACGCAAACGGAACAUUACAACAAGCGUUUCCACACCCGUACGGAACGUCCCGGAAUCGUCGUAAUCGCCACCGCCAGGAUGUCGCUGGAUAUCGAAGUGCCGCACGUCAGGAGCCCCUCGUUAGGUGUCCUCAUACUGACACUUAACCUGGCCCUGUUCCUGCCUCAGACUAUAAAUAGGACGCCGCCGUACGUGCUCGCGGGAACGGGCGGAGGCAGUAUGCUAGGAGAUGUAAAUAUUUCGGCUAUUCUAGAUUCGUUCAGCGUUGGCUACGACAAAAGAGUAAGACCAAACUACGGAGGACCGCCGGUCGAAGUGGGAGUCACCAUGUAUGUGCUGUCUAUCAGUUCGCUGUCAGAAGUUAAAAUGGAUUUCACAUUGGAUUUCUACUUUCGACAAUUUUGGACUGAUCCACGUUUAGCUUACAGAAAAAGGCCGGGUGUAGAAACACUGUCAGUUGGAUCUGAGUUCAUAAAGAAUAUUUGGGUACCCGACACGUUUUUUGUAAACGAGAAACAAUCAUACUUUCAUAUAGCGACUACUAGUAAUGAAUUUAUAAGAAUACAUCAUUCUGGAUCUAUAACUAGAAGUAUUCGAUUAACAAUCACAGCAUCAUGUCCAAUGAAUUUACAAUAUUUUCCAAUGGAUAGACAGUUAUGUCAUAUAGAAAUAGAAAGCUUCGGAUACACGAUGCGAGAUAUCCGAUAUAAAUGGAAUGAAGGCCCCAAUUCAGUCGGAGUCUCGAGUGAAGUAUCUUUGCCUCAGUUUAAGGUUUUGGGACACCGUCAGCGUGCUAUGGAAAUCAGUCUCACAACAGGAAAUUAUUCACGUUUAGCAUGUGAAAUACAGUUUGUACGUUCGAUGGGUUAUUAUCUCAUUCAGAUUUACAUACCAUCCGGAUUAAUUGUAAUCAUCUCGUGGGUAUCAUUUUGGCUAAAUAGAAAUGCUACACCAGCACGUGUUUCAUUAGGUGUAACCACUGUCUUGACAAUGACAACUCUGAUGUCGUCAACGAAUGCUGCCUUACCGAAAAUAUCUUAUGUAAAAUCGAUUGACGUAUAUUUAGGCACAUGCUUCGUCAUGGUAUUUGCCAGUCUGCUGGAGUACGCCACCGUCGGUUAUUUGGCGAAGCGGAUACAGAUGCGCAAGCAGCGCUUCAUGGCAAUCCAGAAGAUCGCCGAACAGAAGAAGCAACAGGCGGCGGACGCCAACCAUCCGCCCCCACCGCCCCCGGCGGUCAGUGAUCAUGGCCACGGGCACGGGCACGGCCACAGCCACGGCCACCAGCACACGCCGAAGCAGCAGAUGGGCAGCCGUGCCGGUACGAUGUCCAAUGUGAACCCCCAUAAUAUCGCGGGAUCACGAGGUUGUUCUAUUGUAGGUCCACUGUUCCAAGAGGUGCGCUUUAAGGUGCACGACCCGAAGGCGCACUCGAAAGGUGGCACGCUGGAGAACACGAUCAACGGGGGACGCGGCGGGGGCGGCCCACCGGGUGGACCACCGGGAGGUCCGCCCGGGGGCGGUGGCGGUGGUGGCGGCGGCGGACCGGACGAGGAAUCGGGUGCACCGCAGCAUCUGAUACACCCGGGCAAGGAUAUCAACAAACUACUAGGAAUUACACCCUCGGAUAUCGACAAGUACUCUCGAAUCGUGUUCCCGGUCUGCUUCGUCUGCUUCAACCUGAUGUACUGGAUCAUCUAUCUGCACGUAAGCGACGUCGUGGCCGAUGAUCUGGUGCUGCUCGGCGAGGAGAAGUAAAUCCCGAACAAGAAGAAGACGAAAAUAGUAUCGAAUAAGACAAAGAAGACGCAGAAGAAAAGGGCAGACACACACACACACACACAGAGACACACAGUUACACACGCGCGAACAAUUACACUUGAAAACACUUUCACACAAGCCAGGCAGACAUUCCAGUAGUCAGGGCCAGAAGGGCUAGGACAACGCUAGAAGGGCAAAAGGAUGUGUGUGUGUGUGCAGGGUAGCGAACAAGAUCAGAACAGAAUUCACACACACACGCAGACGUGCAAGGUCAAGAGGAAGAACAUAUAACAACAAAAGUAUAAGAAAUUUUUAGGAUUUAUUUUUACCUAUUUACAGUUUCGGUUCUUUUUUAUACGUAUACAAGAGGUAAAAUGAAAAAAAAACUAGAUUUUAUCGUUAUUGAUGAUUAACAUUAUAGAGAUGAAGUAACGAAAAAAUAUUCCUAAUUCAAAACAUAACAAGAAAUACAUAGAGACACGUGUGUGGAAGCAAAAAAAACGCAAGGAACUAAAAAGCAAGGUGGAGAAUUUAUGACUAGUUGAUAAGCAGCAAACCACAACAACAAGAACAAAAUAUGAAGCUAGUUAAGCAAAGCGAAAAACAAAACAAACGAUAACUUCAAAUUAGAGCAAACAACAAACUGGUGAAUUGAACGAGUCUAGGAACGAAUUAGAUUCUCAAACUCUGACACAAACACACACAGCCACACUCACACGCAGACAAAUACACACACACACACACUCACUCACUGCAUUACGAGUUAAUAUUUAAAGAAACAGCGUAGGAAAUCAAAAGAUUUUGAAUUACAAAAACGUUAAAUAAUGCAAAACCAAAAGAAACAAACAAGCAAAAAAAACGCGGAAUCCCCCGAUUAAAAAAACAAACCAGGUAAAGCCUAUUAUCUGUAGUAAAAAAAAAACAAAAAAAAAGAAACACGUUAAUCGAAGCAGAUACUUUUAAACAAACAAACACAAACAGUAGCGAAUUUCGGUUGUUCCAAAAGUACUCGAAAGACGAAGCGAAACAUACACACUAACUAGCACACAGACUCAAAACACUCGUACACCCGCACACAAACAAGAGAGAAAAAAAAGUCCAAUUUGGUUUAAUUUUAAGUUUUUGUCCCGACCCUGGAUGCUGACGGAUGCACCGACCUUCUACGUAGAAUCAAAACGCCCAGCUACCCGAUGAAAGGAGUUGUUGAAAAAAGGAACAGAAUUUGUGAUUGCUGAAAAUUGUUUUUAAGUUUCAACAUCGAAUGUUGCAGCAAUGAUUGAAGUUUGAUAGCUUCAGACUUGAGUGGAGAACAGCAUAUACAAGAAACAAAUCUUGUUAUUUUCUUUGCAAAUUUUGUUCUAGGUCAAUCUGACAGAAGCAGAAAAAGUUGCACUGUAAUGUUAGUCAAUUCAACAACAUGUGUUCUCUCUUGUGCUUUUCACUUGCAUAAAUUAGAAAUGAGCAUAAAUUUGACAUAAUAACACAGUUUGUUAAACCACAUCCGUAUCAAAACACAAAGUAUUGUAAACAGACAGUAAACUUCUAGAAUGAAUUUCAUCUAAUUCAUGCAACAAAAAAUCACAGCUUAGUUUUCUUCAAAUUACAAUGUGAUUGAACAUUUUGUAAAAAUGCAUCAAAUUCUGUUCCUUCGCGCUGAAAUUUUCUUCUACUCGGGUCCAACUCACCAAAGAUGAGCCUCCAGAUUCGGUUUGGAUUUGCACCCUGGGAAUUUCCAGACUGAUGGCAAGGACGCUGCAGCCAGGACGACAGCCCAGAAAUCAUCUUCAGCUCGACUUCAACCGAAACUUGACAGCGGGGUCGAAAAAGGGAUCCACAUUUUAAUCAGAAAGCCCCACUCUGAAUGAGGCGAGGAUCUCUCGCCCGAGAGGCGGGUUGAGAGGUAAUCAAAAAAGGAUGGCUCCCGAAGGAACCGUUUCUUUCCCUUCUCCUCCUCCUCCUGGGCGCACUCAAUUAGACGAUGAGUGAGAGGAAUGUUCCGGGGAAAAAGUCAAAGGUCAGCAGCUCGGCCAAAGAUUAAUGGAGUCGUGGGUCGUGUCCGGACUCGGUGAAAUGGAGCGGAAAAAGUUAAUAUGAAAUUAAUUAUUAAUUGUUGUAUCAAAAAUUGAUUCCCUGAAUGCUUCCAGUAUAUUUGCCAAAAAUCGAACGGGAUAAACAGAAGAAAUAUAAAUGCACACGUACACACGCACGCGCACACAUACACACAUACACGUACACGUGGAGAAAGUGAGCAAAUAUUGAUUUUCGUGCUCGUUGUGUUGUCGUUAGGUUCUGAUUUUAAUGUAUAAUUUUAAUUGCCCCGUCUGACUCGCAAUUAAUAGGCCGAUUUUUCCCGGCUGUCGGGAGUAUCGCUUGUGAAAAAUACACAACCUCACAGAAAUUUUCGGAAAAUGACACGAACGUAGACAUCCUUCCCGGGCAGACGGUAAUAACAAAAUUCAUACCAUUUCAAUGACAAAUACUGUUAAAAUUACAGAAAGUUUUAUGGAAUAUUCUUGCAAAAUCCAUUUUUGCAUAAGAGUUGAAUAACAGUUUAUGUUAUCAUAACAAAAUUUGUUAUUGGUCUGAUAUUGAUUGAAAGCUAAACCCGAACAGACGGUAAUAAUUCAAUUCAAGCCAUUUCAAUAACAAAUACUGUUAAAAUAACAAAAAGUGUUAUGGAAUAUCCUGGCAAAAUCAAUUUUUGCAUAAGAGUUUAAUAACAGUUAAUGUUAUCAUAACAAAAUUUGUUAUCAGUCUGAUAUUGGUUGAAAGCCAAAACAACUUUGGAAUAACAUUUUUUGUUAUGGAAAAAUACCUCCAACUGUUAUUGGGAUGAUCGGAUUAGUUGUUAAAAUAACAAAAAAUAAUAGCGAAGAUCUGUUUGAAGUAUAACUAAAAAUGUUAUGAGUCUCUUAUUACAAUAACAACCCAAUAACAAAAAAAACAUGACGACAAAUAACAAAUCUUGUUAUAAAUAACAUAAAAUGUUAUUGGCAAAAAAAUAUUAUUCCCAAGUUAUUUCUGUCUGCUCGGGUUCUCUCUGUAAAACAAAACAACUGACAACAAAAGGAAGAUUUCAAUCUUACAUGUCUACACUUUUCAGUACUCUCAUGUUGAAUUUAUCAAUUGGUUUGAUGAAUAACUUAAUUUCAAAAUCAAGAAAAAUCUUUUUAUACUUAAACUUUUGAUUGACUGACGUUUGAAAAUGUGACAUCUUUUCACUAACACAACUCUCACGAUUCCACUGAAACAAGCUCAGACACAAUUAGAUAACUAUAAUUGCUAAAGUGAUUUGUAACGACGUUAGUAGGAAGGGGUGUACAUACGGAGAGGACAAAUAACUACAAAACAAAGCAUUUACUUUAAAGUUUACUAAAAUAACCCCUAAUCCGUACUCUUACCGAAAACGUAGUCUGUUCAACCAAGCGAAUAAACACACACACACACAUGUACACAAACACGCUCGAAAUCAAACACUAGGAACUUCAUAACCAAAAAGCAGCGUACGAAAAGAAAAUUCUGUUUAAUCUACUUUUUAUAUUACAAAAUAAAAUGCAGGAAAAGAGAUCUCCACAAAUCACACAAACACACACUCAUUGACCAUAGCGUGUCGUUCAGAGUCUGGAAAAAAGGAAUAUAACAUUGAACGAAAAUUCUAAAUUUAAAUCGUAAAAAGUGCACAGAAAAACAAAAGAAAAAAACCCAGUUUCGUCAUUUAAGGAAAACACCUAAGACGUUUGUAUUCCCGACACACUCAAACACACAAACAUCCAAGUAACCCGGUGUCCUUCUUCUCGUAGUAGUAGGCCACGGCAAACACACACACACACACACACACUCAACCAAGAAAGCGUACGUUUUUGGGACGGUUUAAAUUUUGCACCACACUAACACACACGCGCGCGCGCACGUUAGUAAUAUGCGUCGUCUCAUCGCAAAGCCUGCUGUGGCUGUGUGCGUGAACGCGUUCAAAUUUUUCCACUCAAUGGAUCAAUGUAGGCCGGUUUUGAUUCCAACAACAGUUACUCUGACAGCUGACUACUACGUUUUGAGUAGUUUUUUUUUUAAUUUCGUGCAAAUUUUACAUAAAACUUGUGCGGCAUUUAGAGGUGUGGCGCUGAAGCAUGUAAAAAUCCGUCCUUGUUUGUUGAAUUUCUGUGAGACACACACACGUCAUUUCGUAUUGAAAACUGUGGCUUGCACGCACACACCCUAAGUUAGUUUUGCGAUACAAUGGAGACAUUCUUCCAAAACACACACAAUUACACACGAAACCACACACACACAAUUACACACGAAACCACACACACACACACACACUAACAUCACCCCCUUUCGACGCUUCUGUUCAAUCGGUAUUGUAUUGAUGUUAAAUCAAAAUUUUAUACACGCAAACCAAAACCAAAACAAACAAUACUAAAAACGAAGCAAAAAAACAACAACCAACCAGUAGGGGAAAUCCAAAAAGAUAAAAAAAAUAUUCUAGUUAAGAUAAGGGAAAAAAAACUAGCGAAUAAACAAGUGAAAACGUAAGUUUAAGAUAUUUACUCGUCAAAUAUCUGUAGAUUAUGUGUCUUUUCACUCGUUUCAAUUGAAAUUUGUUUUUCAAUUGAAACUGACAAAAAACAGAACUGCUCAAUUAUUUUUCAUGAGGAAAAAAAAGAAGAGAAAACAUGUGAAUAAGUAAUUUUUUAAUAAAAAAGGACAAGAUAAAAAUGCAUAUUUAUACUUUUAAUUUAUAGUCUAUGAGAUAAACCAAAACAACUAGUGCGUUGCGAACAAAAACAAAAAAAAACUCAAAAGUAAACACAAGCAGGUCGGGCAGGAAGUGUUUAUAAUAAGUAAAAGUUAUUAAGGGAAACCUGUAGAGAAGGAUGCAAUACUACUCACUAAGUUAUUACUUAACUGAGCGAGGUCACACUUACACACUUGAGGCUAGGUCGUAAAUUAGUAUCAAAAAAAAGAAGAAAAACAAGCUCCGGCAAAGCUAAGAAGGCAGGCAAAGCAUGUGUUACAGUUUGAAAAAAAAAGAAGCCCAGGCAAAAACACUACGCUAGUGAAGGGAAAGAUAAAAGUUAAAAUCACGUAAUAAGAGUAGUUGUUCACCAAAACAAGGAAAAACAAAACAAAGACGCGUUAAUUCAAUUUAAGCAACAACUUAAGCAGAGAGCAAGUAUUUCAUAACAAUUGCGCAAACGAUAUAGGCGCAAGGAGAAGAGUAUAACGGCACCACUUUUAUGCGAAUUUUUUUUAUUACCGGUUUAAAUUUGUGUGACAGUCUCGUUGUGAUCGAAAACACAAAAAACACACAAACACAAACAAAACACACUCACAAUUGGUGAUUAUUUCACACUCGCCUCGCACUGUGAUACGUUGCGAUUGCAUGUUGGUAUUUUGUGCGAAAAGUCAACGUUUCGGCUCACCUUGAACAGGCCUUCUUCAAGGGUUGCUGGGCGAAACGUUUAAACCACACAAAGUGACAAUUUUUCCAGUGUUCAUACAUUGUUAAAGUACCAUUUUCUUCCAAAACAUAAAUUUAGUAGCACGUGCAUCCUUGGUUUCGUAUUUGUUUUCAUAAAACACUAACACACAAACACACCAAGUGAGACUUAAAUGUGGCACUAGUAAAAGAGAAAUUCAAAAAAAAAUCACCAAACAUACAAAACAAAUGAACGCACCUAUAAAAUUGACUAUAGUAGAAUAUUACGAUUAUUGGUCCAAGGCAAACGUUUUUGUGCUGGCCCCCUUUUUCGCUUCAGUAGUUAAGCUCUUCCAAUAGGCAUUACCUUUUUCCUUAACGAAAAAAAAACCAAACAAAAAAUUAUAACAAAAACCGAACGCAAAACGUAACAGUAGUAAAUCGAUUUUUCCCCAAAACUCACCUUUCGCUACACCUUUUCACCUUUCCUAAACCCUCGUUUCCCCUAAAACACGGAAUGAAAAUCGCCGAUGCAGAGAAAGAUCAUGUUCCUUCAAGUCACAAAUACACUCACACACUAAAAAAACACACUAUUCGCACCGAAAACUGUUCAUUUACACCGAAAUCUUUAAAACAGCACGCCGCACCCUCACACCUAUCGCUGUCUAUAGUCUAUUGUUUAUGUGACUUUUGUACUACGGAAAAAAAAGAGAUAGAGCACUACCCACACAUACAGUUGACACGAACCUACACGUUCACACCUUUUUCCACGACAACCUUGGUUUGUUUGUACUGUAAAUACUUUGAUUAGGAUAACAUUAGUGAAAACCAGCAAAAAAAUGUUAAUGAAAAAAACAGUUAAAUUUUCUGCAGAAACUAGUACGCAACUGGAAUUCGAAAAACACACACACACACUUACACACAUCGCCACACGUACACUUUCUCAAAGCAACGUUAUGUAUGACUAAAAAUCAAAAACUGGACGUGUAAAAAGAGCAUGUGAUUGAUUUUACUGAAAAGAGACAAGUUGAGUAAGUUAAAAACGAGCAACCAAAAAAAACAGUAGUGAAAAUUCAAAAAACAGAUGUAUAAGUAAGUGUUAAAUACUCACUGUACUUAACUAUAAGAAUUUAAGGGAAAAAUGAAGAAAAAAAUACAAAAAAGAGCAAAAGUAAAUAAAAUAUAUACACAAUAUAUGAAUAUAUGAGGAAAAAUAAAAUUAUAUAUAUCGCAACACAAGAAAAAUUCUAAAUAAAUAUAAAUUUUUUAUAUAGGAAUGUAAUAUGCAACAAAAAAAAAUCAAUAAAGAAUACAAAAAUAUCGUUCAUAUUAUAUUUGUAAAUAUUUUAGUUCGAAAAAUGAAUCACCCUAAUGUACAUUCAACUUCAAUGCACAAAAAAGGAUAAAGAAAUUCAGAUUAGCAUAAAAGAAUUAUAUAAAAAAAUUAACUUCAGAGGAAACAAACGAGAAGCAUAGACGAUAUUCAAGUCAGUAACCAAAAAGAUCUCACAAGGUUCUUUUCAGUACUCGAAAGCUAACUCACAGACAGAAUCACACACAAUACAACACAACACAACACACUCCCACAUACACAUACACAAACAGAGCAGUGAACCGACACCAGACUGGCUUUGACUUUGACGGUGUGGUACUUUCAAAAUGUGCAAGACAAACUAUUCCAAAGAACAGUUAAAUAGAGUAGCUUCAAUUUUUAGCUAAACGAAAACAUAAAAAAAAAUAAAACAAAAAAACACAAUUUUCAUAAAUAUUCGCCACCAACACCCACACAGAUCCACACAUAACGCAUCACAUUAAGUACGAACAUGCAAAAGGCUUGUGUUUCGCUGGAAAAAAAUAAUAACUAUGAGCAUUUCGAAAGUUCCAAUCGACAAAGCAACCUUCGCAUCGCAACAAAAGUCGCCAUGGCAACGAGCGAACGUAAGAGAAAGUCACUAGUUCAAUAUAUUAAAAAAAAAAACAAACGUAACCGGAAAACAACAAACAGAAAAUUUACUAGCGAAAAAUACAAUGAAACAAAAGCAAAGUUUAUUCAAAAUAGACUUGAUACCCAAAAACAGAAACAAAAAAGGAUAAGUAAACCAACACAAACAAACAACACACACACACAGACA